AUGGCCAGCAUCGACUUGAACGUGGCUCCAGAGUCAACUUAUUCCGUUGCAGGGAAGCAGAUCAAGUUCAACACCGCCAAGGACAUCGAACCGUACUUGAGGGAAUUGAACGCGUUGAAAGAUGUCAAAAAAGUUGAUUUUUCAGGCAACACCAUUGGUAUCGAAGCCUCCAAGGCAUUGAGCGAGGCCCUCGUGGGCAAAGAUAGCAUCGUCGAAGUUGACUUCUCCGACUUGUACACUGGUAGAUUAAACACCGAGAUCCCGCAGUCAUUGCAGUACCUUUUGCCUGCAUUGUUGAAGUUGCCAAAUUUGAAAUUGGUCAAUUUGAGCGAUAAUGCCUUUGGUUUACAGACCAUCGAUCCCAUCGAUGACUAUAUUGCUAAAGCGGUCACGCUUGAGCAUUUGAUCUUGUCCAAUAACGGAAUGGGUCCAUUUGCAGGCUCUAGAAUCGGUGGCUCGUUGUUCAAGUUGGCCAGGGCCAAAGGUGACAAACCAUCGUUAAAGACGUUUGUAUGCGGCAGAAACAGAUUGGAAAAUGGAUCGGUGAACCAUUUGGCUGUCGGCUUGCGAAACCACAAGGAUUUGGAAGUCGUGAGGUUAUAUCAAAACGGGAUAAGGCCUGCGGGCAUCGCAAAGUUAAUCGAGAAGGGAUUGUCCCACAAUAAAAAGUUGAAAGUGCUAGACUUGCAGGAUAACACCAUCACGACAAGAGGAGCUAUCAAGUUGGCAGAAUCCGUUUCAAACUGGCCCGGUUUGGUCGAGCUCAACUUGAACGACUCCUUGUUGAAAAACAAAGGCUCGUUGGAGCUCGUGACAGCAUUCACCAAGGACCCUAGAGAAAGCUUGACUGUUUUAAAGUUGCAAUACAACGAAUUGGAGCCCGAUAGUUUGGUGGUGUUGGCCGAGGCAAUCGCUGAGAAGCUACCAAACUUGCAGCUUUUGGAGUUGAACGGGAACAGAUUCGAACAAGACUCGGAACACAUCACCAAGAUCAACUCCGUUUUCCAAGAGAGAGGAUUCGGUGAGUUGGACGAGUUGGACGAGUUGGAAGAACUCGAUAGUGAAGAAGACGAGGACGAGGAAGAAGAAGAAGAAGAGGAAGACUCGUUGGAAGAGGACUUGGACUUGGAACAAUUAGAAGAAGACCUUUCAGGACUUGUAGUCGACGAUAAGGAUAAAGGUGUAGAUGACAUUGCUGACGAGUUAUCAAAGACACAUCUUGAAUAA
Lodderomyces beijingensis is the source of this 1227-nucleotide messenger RNA. The record is from the annotation of a GenBank genome assembly. Lineage: Eukaryota; Fungi; Ascomycota; Pichiomycetes; Serinales; Debaryomycetaceae.